Molecule: messenger RNA, 2985 nt
Organism: Penaeus chinensis
Lineage: Eukaryota; Metazoa; Arthropoda; Malacostraca; Decapoda; Penaeidae
Product: papilin-like
Exons: 5
Coding region: 162-1712 (516 amino acids)
Molecular function (GO): serine-type endopeptidase inhibitor activity
Source: RefSeq, a predicted model, not a curated record
CGGCAGUGGUGGACUUCCCAGGUUCUUUACCAAGUCAGUCUUGCUCGUGUCGGCAAUGGAUAAAGGCUGAGUGCUGGACGCCGGAUCCACAUUCACAAGACGCUCUCUGACUCUCACAGGCUCUUUUGGCGUGUGGACCUGUCUUCCAAGAUCUGUUCAGCAUGAGGCCGAUUCUGGUGGCGACUCUCUUUCUGUCGGCGAUGGCCAGCCAGCCCGUGCCCCUGAUCAUUCGGCCCGCUGUCCUCGUUAGCGUGGCAGCAUCUCAGGUUGCGGGUCAACAGGCUGGCUUCUUUUUUGGCCAGCCACUGGCCCGGCAACAUUUCAUGAGUCAGAGGGACCACUUAAUACGACGAAACAACGGUCAAGUUGGUUUCUCUCUCCAGGCCCCUCAGCCUCAAGCAGCAUCUCAGCAGCAGUUCAGCAAUCAGCCAGUGCAGCCAGCACCACAAAUGUUCAACAACCAAAUGGUUAGUUCCCUACAAGCACGGCAGUCUCAGCAAUUCAAUAACCAGCAGGCAAGUUUCCCUCAGACACAGCCAUCUUUGUUGUUCAGUGAUCAACAACCAAGACUGUCACAACCUCAGCCAUCUCGACAGCAACCCAAUAACCCACAAACAACGCCAUCACAACAAUUCAACAAUCAACAAGCAGGUUCUCGGCAAAAGCAACCAGGUCAACAAGUCAACAGUCAGUCAGGACAACCAGCACCUCAAAAAGUCAACCAACUUGCUGGUUCCCCACAAACACAGCCAUCUCAGCAACUCAACAAUCAACAACCAAGCUUAUCACAAGCACAACCAUCACGGCAACAGCAUGACAACCAACGGGCAGGUAGUCCACAGAGACAGCUAGUUCCUCAACAGAAUUUCAGUAAUCAGCAGGCCGGUACACAACAUCCACAGUCUGCACAGCAGUUCGCGCCUGAACCUGCAAGACGCCAUCCGUUGUGCGGGGUGAUUCCCGACCCAGGGGAAUGUCGAGCAGCCUUCCCGAGGUACUACUUUAACGCGAAAACGAACCAGUGCGACUGCUUCCUCUACGGUGGCUGUGGAGACGAGGGCCUCGAAUCGAGCUACAUGACGCUAAACGAAUGCCAGGCAACGUGCUCUCCAGCCAACACGUUUGAAGGACCCAACUGCAAGAAGGUGUUCCAAGACGACGGAAUCAUUUUCGAGCCAGCUGCUUCUUUGCCGUCCUUGCCUGCCCUGUCCAUCACGUCUGGGACGCAGGCUCAAGGGAAUCAGACAGCGCUUCCUCUAAUUCCCGACAGUGUAAAUGGUGCAUCACAAAACAAUAUCACAACACAACAGGCAGCAGCAGAAUCCAUCGGUGGAGCAUCGAACCAACACGCUCGUAGAAGGGUACCAACAAAACGUCAUCCACUUUGUGGGAAAAUGCCCUCCCCAGGAACAUGCAGAGGGGCCUUCCCAAGGUACUAUUACAACGAAACCAUGGACCAGUGUGAUUGUUUCCUCUAUGGCGGAUGCGGAGACGAAGGUUUAGAGUCGAGUUACGCGUCCUUAGCGGAAUGCCAGCAGAUGUGUGUUCCAGCGGAAACGCUUGAAGGCCCCGCCUGUAAGGAGAUCUUCCAAGACGACGAGCAAGUUUUCGAGCCUCUUGCUUCGGGAUCUCAGCCCAAUCCUGGCCAUAGUUCAGUUGUCGACAUUAGCAACAUUGGCGAUGAGAAUUUGCUAGAACUGUUCAGUCGCUAAGAUUGAUGAAGCGACUUAUGAACAGUUUCAGAUUUGUCGAAGUUCAUGCCUCAGGAUUCAUGUAAUUCAAUUCCUAAUGGUGUUUCGAAGCUUCGACCUUGGACACGAACCCUUCCCCUAAUUGUACUUGCACAAUGCACACCAAUGAAGUGAAAAGGUGCUUUAGUGCAUGUUCUAAAGAAAUGUUAGACGCUUCAUUGCAAAUACUUAGUUAUUGCACGGGUAAAGUAUUCCUAUUGCCAUGAUAAAUCGAUGGCCCUUUAUAUAUAAAUGUUAAAUUAUUGCACCGGUACGGCAUUCCUAUAUCUAUAAUUAAUCGAGGUUAUUUUUCUGUUUUCUGACCAAUUUGAUAAACACUAUGGCCAUAAAAUUUACAAUGGAUUUUCUCACAGUAUUCAUGUAAUGUCAAAAAAAAAAAAAAAAAAAAACAGAAAACACGAAAUAUAUCACAGUUCUUAUUAACCAUAUUCCAAUAUAAUUAAUUCACUCCAUAACAUUUUUAUUGUUAACCUUCCUCCCUAGUAUGGAUUUUUCUUUAGAGAAUUGUGUGCCUUUUUCCUAUAUCAUUUUUAUUCACACACACAUACACAUCACACGCACACUCACACGCACACGUACACACGCACACGUACACACACACACACACACACGCACACACGCACACACACACACACACAUGUAUAUGUAUUUAUAUAUAUAUAUAUGUAUAUAUAUGUAUAUACAUACAUAUAUACACAUCUGUGCCUCACAGGAGGCACAUGGAACAGCAUAGGUGCCCACCUGGUCCACAUCAGGGAGGACUGAUGUGCACCAGGUUGCGACGGAGAGUGUUCACUUGACGAAAGAUCAAAAGAUCAGCCUGCAGUUGAGAGGGCGACGGAGAGAGUAGAUCUCCUUAGUGUACGGCAGGCUGAGGACAGACAGUGAGUCUCUUUAGGAGAGGAGCCGUGCUCUGGCGACGUAGAGAACAUGACGAGAGUAGCGCAGUUUCGCACUGGGGGUCACUCGUUCCUGUUUGCCUCCUUCCCUGACAUGGUACCUGUUUUUCGUGUUUCCGAGGAUUCUGUCAUCGCCACGGCCCGACGGAAAAACAAUGACAACAGUAACAACGAUAUGGCAAAUCCUCAUCUUAAGAAGAAUUAAAUUAUAAUAGUUACUUCCAUGGCGAAAUUGAAAGAGCACCACUAUUAAUUAAAAGAAAAGAAAAAAAAAAAAAUCUGCUAACGCUCAUAAUGGCGAUUUCUGUUUAAACGUAAUAAAGGGUUGAGGUAAU